GGCCAUUUUCACGCAACAGAGGUACCCACAUUCUUCUUUUACACAGUAGGAUCGUGCGAGCGUGCCCACCUUGCUUGCUGGCCCCCUGCCUGAUCCGACUCCGCAAUGCCGCGGCGUGAUGGCGAUUCCGAGCAUGCUCGGAAUAGCGCCAUCGAUGACGCCACACCGUUGAUAUGUCAGCUGGAACGGUCAACCCAUAUCCGAAUCAUAGAUCGCGCCUAUUUAAAGAGCGUAUCCUCCCGACCCGUGUCAGAGAUAGAAUCGUGAUUGCUCAUAAACUAUAUCUACCCAUUAAAAUCAGGACCUUUGGCCUACUACAACCAACCGAGAAACACCAUGGCUUCGCAAGACAAGAUCAUCCUCUACACCAACCACCUAUGCCCUUGGGCGCACCGGGUACAUAUCGCGCUGGAGGAGCUCGGGAUCCCGUUCGAGGAAGUCAUCAUCGACUUCGACACUCCCCGGACACCGGAAUACCUUGAGAUCAACCCGCGCGGGCUGGUUCCAGCAUUGUCGUACAACGGAGAGAUCAUCAUCGAGUCCGGCAUCAUCUCGCAGUUCCUGGUUGACGCCUACCCGUCCCAUUUGAUCCCAGCCUCCAACGCCCCAGGGGGUGCCAUACGGCGGGCUCGGGUUGGCUUGUUCGUUGACACAUUCAACUCCAAGUUCAAUAGCGUAUUGUAUGGGCUUUUCUCGGCCAAGUCUCAAGAGGACAGAGAGGCGGUUGUCGAGAAAGCCAUCGCAGGCCUCGUGAAGGAGGUUGAGCCGCUACUUGCUGACGCGAGUCCCUUCUUUGGCGGGAGCAACACGAUCACUCUGGCCGAGGUUCUUACCGGCUCGUUUGUUGUCCGCGUUAAGAGCUUGACGGCGGCUAAUGUCUACCCGAAGUCUCUCUGGACAGGGAUUGAGGCAAAGGCGCCCAAUUUUGUCAAGUGGGCGAGUGUUGUUGCGGCACAUCCCAGCGUGACGUCCAUCUUUCACGAGAAGGUAAUUGUUGAAGGGACAAGGGCGAAGAUUUUGGAGCGGGGGGGUGUCGUUUAAACGCGACUUUCCAUUUGCAUGUACACAAUAUUCUAGCGUUGGGAGUUGCCCAAGGUGCCGGGUUGGGAACCGAGGAACACGGAACCUGGAAGCGUUGAAGACGAAAGACAAACCGAAGCUGCCAAAAAGCCAAAAGCUCCGGUGCCCUGCAGACUGCUUUGUUCCAGACACGGCAUGGACCAUUGUGAAUUUGACGUGGGCCCCACCUGUGCUCCACCGAAGACUUCCCCGGCUUUGAC
Messenger RNA from Chaetomium fimeti, 1280 nucleotides. RefSeq names its product thioredoxin-like protein. The transcript is spliced from 3 exons. The record is from RefSeq and is a predicted model, not a curated record. Gene Ontology annotation, cellular component: cytoplasm. Lineage: Eukaryota; Fungi; Ascomycota; Sordariomycetes; Sordariales; Chaetomiaceae. The coding region runs from base 337 to 1041 and encodes 234 amino acids.